Molecule: messenger RNA, 603 nt
Organism: Micromonas pusilla CCMP1545
Lineage: Eukaryota; Viridiplantae; Chlorophyta; Mamiellophyceae; Mamiellales; Mamiellaceae
Exons: 1
Coding region: 1-603 (200 amino acids)
Source: RefSeq, a predicted model, not a curated record
AUGGAGCAGGCGGGCGAUUGUAUCAUGCCGGGGGUGAGGGUCGCGAGCGGGUUCCGCGACGCGUUGGACGCGGUGAGCGGACGCGACGACGACGGCGGCGGCGGCGGCGGCGGCGGCGGGAUGCGAUGGCUCGUGGAUCCGCCGCCGCCGACGCCGACGACGCCGACGCCGCCGCCGCCGCCGCCGCCGACGGCGCGUCUGAUGGCGCAUCCGGGCGCGAAGGCGAGCCUGCGCGACGCGCUCGUCGCGUGCGGCGUCCGCGUCGACGACGGCGACGAAGAAGACGUCCGAGUCCUCGAGGAUCGACGUUCGACGCGCGAGGGAGUUCGCACGGAACGCGGUCUCGACGCGCCGCCGUCGCCGUCGCGGGCGCGGGCGCCGGCGCGGAUCGUGAUCGCGGUGGGCCCCGAGGGCGGGUGGACCGACCGCGAGCGCGCGUCGCUGAUCGACGAGGGCGGGUUCGAAGAGUUCGCGAUAGGUGCGUUCUAUACACUGGUCCCCAUACGACCCCGUUGGCGUGGUGAACGCCGAUCCUUAAGGACUUUGCCCGUCGCAUCUCUCCGCCCACCCCUCGCGUUCAAUCCCCGACCGCGACGCCUUUGA